Molecule: messenger RNA, 1452 nt
Organism: Orbilia oligospora ATCC 24927
Lineage: Eukaryota; Fungi; Ascomycota; Orbiliomycetes; Orbiliales; Orbiliaceae
Exons: 2
Coding region: 1-1452 (483 amino acids)
Biological process (GO): regulation of cyclin-dependent protein serine/threonine kinase activity
Cellular component (GO): cyclin-dependent protein kinase holoenzyme complex; nucleus
Molecular function (GO): protein kinase binding; cyclin-dependent protein serine/threonine kinase regulator activity
Source: RefSeq, a predicted model, not a curated record
AUGACUUCACGGAUUGUGGCAUCUGGUGUUGCCCACAGCACACCAACAUCAUCUUCCAACCAUCGUCAUCUUUUCAUCCCACAAGCAGCUCGGGCUAACCCAUCUUUCGUGGCUUCCAGCAAAGGCGUGAACAGUACAUCGAACUGUUCACCUUCGGCUGUUCCUGUUCGGCUUCUACUUUCAUCCAUUAUGCCAUCCUUCUAUGCUCGUCCCCCACCGGGACUUCCCAUCACCCCUCCGGAAUCCAUGUACUAUCAUCAAUAUGGCAUGUACGGCAUGCAUGAUCAAAAGUCUGGAUUCGACAGCUACAACCAGAUGCAGCAGUAUCACCCAGGGUAUCGACAGCAGAGUUUGCAGUUCCCACCUGGGCUCGCUCAUCCCUCCAACUGCAACACUCUUCCUCCUCUCAACGGCAUGAAGUCCGACGAGAAUAUGCAGUUGCCCUGGAACACCCGCAACGAUGCCAAGUCUGCUCCUGCUAAGUCUGAGGAAAAGCCAACUGGUGGUGUCGCUCAAGUGUUGGACUACGAAAUCGAGGAUAUGGCUGAGUUUGUUACCUCAAUGGCCAUUGGAAUAAUUCUCCCAGGGUCUCAGAGCCAGCAAACCGUCUCGGCCUUCAAGAAGUUUGUUUUCACCAUCUUGCAGUCCACCCGCUUGCCUUCCUCCACUGUUAUCCUGUCGCUGGAUUAUUUGUCUCAUAGAAUGAACAACUGUCCUCCGACUACUCAACAUAAGGGGUUGGCUCAUCUCUACCGAAUGUGCACCAUCUCCCUUCUUCUUGCCAGCAAGUUCUUGGAUGAUAACACCUUUCAGAACCGUUCUUGGGCAGAUGUAACCGGACUUCAGGUCACUGAACUCAAUCAAUUGGAGGCCGACUGGUUGGCCGCGAUCGGAUGGCAACUCCACGUCGCUCGCCCAGGUUACACUGGAUUUGAUUCUUGGAAGGCGUCUUGGGACUCGUUUAUUAGUCAGAAACAAGUCCAUCACGCCCCAGUUCUUACGCCUAUCAACACCAAUAUCAUGAACAACCGCCGCCACACUAUGUCUUUCACCAACCAAACAUUUUCUCCUCAACAGCAACAUCCUCAGUCCGCUUUACCCCACGGCUAUAUUGGUGAUCACCUCCGUCAAAGUCAGAUGAACGAUGGCGCUUACUGGUGUCCUGAUUUGACAUCUUCCGCUCAGCCAUCCCCUCCCUCGUUGGCUUCGUCUGGACCUACUACUCCUGCUUGGGAGUACCCGAUCAACAACUGGGGGCAUCAUUUUGGAGGAAAGCACCAGUUUCCAGCCAGAGUCUCACCAUCCCGGAUCUCUCCCCCUCUCUUGAUGCAGGGAUUCAAGGGGGGUUGCAACUGCGUGUCAUGCUUCCAUACCCGACUCCCUCAGCUGCCAACGCCACCAUCGAUGUACCCUAACUUCGCUGUUGGUUAUGGCCACCAAAUCGUUGCCUAA